Ipomoea nil (Japanese morning glory) is the source of this 1953-nucleotide messenger RNA. Its product is annotated as 3-hydroxy-3-methylglutaryl-coenzyme A reductase 1-like. Gene Ontology annotation, cellular component: peroxisomal membrane; endoplasmic reticulum membrane. Gene Ontology annotation, molecular function: protein binding; hydroxymethylglutaryl-CoA reductase (NADPH) activity. NCBI's taxonomy places the organism in Eukaryota, Viridiplantae, Streptophyta, Magnoliopsida, Solanales, Convolvulaceae. Bases 7 to 1851 code for a protein of 614 amino acids. The transcript is spliced from 5 exons. The record is from RefSeq and is a predicted model, not a curated record. Gene Ontology annotation, biological process: sterol biosynthetic process; coenzyme A metabolic process; isoprenoid biosynthetic process.
CCAGAAAUGGACGUUCGCCGGCGUCUGAGCAAGCAGCUUUGCCGGCCUAAUAAGGGCUCUGCGGCGGCGUGUGAGACUAUUAAGGCUCAUAAACAGCAAUAUCUUCUAGUGUCCUCGCCUAAGGCGUCGGAUGCCCUUCCCCUGCCGUUGUAUUUGACAAAUGGGUUGUUUUUCACCAUGUUCUUUACGGUGAUGUAUUUUCUGCUGGUGAGGUGGAGGGAGAAGAUCCGGAACUCUACGCCUCUCCAUGUGGUGACGUUGUCGGAGCUGGCUGCGUUGGCGUCGUUGAUCGCCUCGGUGAUUUACCUGCUGGGGUUCUUUGGGAUCGGGUUCGUGCAGUCUUUUCUGUACAGGGCGAAUCAGGAGGGGUGGGAUGGGGAGGAUGAGAGCAAUGAGCAGUAUUUGUUGGAAGAGGAUAGCCGGCGUGGGGCUUGUUCGGCUGCGGCGGCGGCAACUACUCUGGGCUGCGCUAUUCCCCCACCCACACCACCUGUUCGACGAAUUGCCUCAGUGGUUCCUGAGCAACCUGCGAAGAUCUCCAACGGCGUGGCUGAGAAACCAGCUCUCUUAAUUGCACCGGACGGGUCUGAGGAGGACGAGGAGAUUAUCAGCUCCGUUGUGGCGGGGAAAACUCCGUCCUAUUUGUUGGAAUCGAAGCUUGGGGACUGUAAGCGCGCCGCUUCUAUUCGCCGCGAGGCUUUGCAGAGGAUCACAGGGAAGUCGCUGGAGGGGCUUCCAUUGGACGGGUUUGAUUACGAGUCGAUUCUUGGGCAGUGCUGUGAGUUGCCUGUUGGGUACGUGCAAAUACCCGUGGGAAUUGCGGGUCCAUUGUUGCUUAACGGGUGCGAGUACUCCGUCCCAAUGGCUACCACCGAAGGCUGCUUGGUGGCUAGCACCAAUAGAGGUUGCAAGGCUAUCUUUGCCUCCGGCGGCGCUAACAGUAUCGUUCUCAGAGACGGUAUGACCAGAGCUCCGGUGGUUAGGUUCGGAACCGCCAAGAGGGCCGCUGAGUUAAAGUUCUUCGUUGAGGAUCCCGUGAAUUUUGAGACUCUCGCUGUCGCUUUUAACAAAUCAAGCAGAUUUGCCAGAUUGCAAAGCAUCCAGUGUGCAAUUGCUGGGAAAAAUCUAUACAUGAGAUUCUGCUGUGGCACUGGAGAUGCCAUGGGGAUGAACAUGAUCUCCAAGGGCGUCCAAAAUGUUCUUGAUUACCUUCAGACUGAAUACCCUGACAUGGAUGUCUUAGGCAUAUCUGGGAACUUUUGCUCGGACAAGAAGCCAGCUGCGGUGAACUGGAUUGAGGGGAGAGGGAAAUCAGUUGUUUGUGAAGCCAUAAUUAAGGAAGAUGUGGUUAAGAAAGUCUUGAAAACUGAAGUUGCUUCUCUAGUUGAGCUAAACAUGCUCAAAAACCUCACUGGCUCUGCCAUGGCUGGCGCUCUUGGUGGUUUUAAUGCUCAUGCCAGCAAUAUUGUCUCGGCUGUAUACAUAGCCACAGGCCAGGACCCCGCUCAAAAUGUGGAGAGCUCUCACUGUAUCACUAUGAUGGAGGCAGUCAAUGAUGGCAAGGACCUCCAUGUUUCAGUAACCAUGCCUUCAAUUGAGGUGGGCACAGUUGGAGGUGGGACUCAGCUUGCAUCUCAGUCUGCCUGCUUGAACUUACUCGGGGUGAAGGGCGCUAACAAAGACUCCCCCGGGACAAAUGCUAGGCUCUUGGCCACCAUCGUAGCAGGGGCUGUUCUCGCGGGUGAGCUAUCCCUUAUGUCUGCUAUUUCAGCCGGGCAGCUCGUGAAAAGCCACAUGAAAUACAAUAGAUCUAGCAAGGACAUGACAACGACCCAGCAGGCCUCCUCCUAAUCAAGCGCGCUUCGAGUUUAGAGCUGCUCUAUUUAACGUAACAGAAGUCAUGACUCUGGUUUCUAGUCUCCAUUCACCCUAGCCUCUAUCAUCUGUAAAUGG